This is a messenger RNA of Syngnathus acus (greater pipefish), 4976 nucleotides long. RefSeq names its product taperin (gene tprn). Bases 233 to 2689 code for a protein of 818 amino acids. Gene Ontology annotation, molecular function: phosphatase binding. The record is from RefSeq and is a predicted model, not a curated record. NCBI's taxonomy places the organism in Eukaryota, Metazoa, Chordata, Actinopteri, Syngnathiformes, Syngnathidae. The transcript is spliced from 4 exons.
UUUUACUGCGGCGGGGAGGCGGGGCGGUGUUCGCGGAAAACCGAGCGGAGCGACGGAAGCGGUGAGAUUCGAGAAAAGAAAAAGAGAGGUUGGAGAGAUGUGUGGGAUCGCACUGUGAACGAUACCGCAGGUACAGUCGAACGCAGGUUACGUAGCUGCAUCAGGCCGCGGCAAGACCGCAGUGAAGCCUGCCUCCUCUACACCACCUUCCCCGCGUAAUCCCCGCAACGCAAUGUCUGGCGGAGGAGAGUUAAGGUACGCCCGCAAGGAGACUGGACAAGAGAGCCCGAGGAUGCCGGCCUGGAAGCGAGAGAUCUUGGAGAGGAGGAAGGCGAAGAGCGGGGGCUCAGGGGGAGCCACGGAGAAUGGCGCAGGUGGGAGUCUAAAACGCAGUAACGGGGAACAAACGAUUAACGGUGCCAAUAGUGGCGUACCCAACCGAGACGACUCGCACACCGGACGAAACUAUUCCAACACGGCGACCAGUCAGCACAUCGCCAACAACAAAGAAAAAAGACCGGUGGCUUUGGAAGGGACAGCGAGAAGUCAAGUUGACGGACAAGAGAGCUUGGUGCUCCAGGAGAGUCUGGGCCCGCUGGAACAGAACCCCUUCAUCAAGCUGGAGAAGGAGCGACGGAGGCGACAGGACAGGGAAAACGCCACUCGUCCGAUCCAACACAUUUUGGAGCUUUACGGUAAUGUUCCUGGAAUACGGACAAUCCGAGCAGAGAAUAUUCUCAUAAUCGAGUCGGAUCCAGAUUACGCUCUCGACGGCGAAGGAGUAAAAAGUCCCAUUUGGCAACAAAACGGUUAUAGCUCAAUGAAUGAUCUGUUGGACAGAAGAGGGAAUGCUAUAACUGAGAUAAGAGCAAAGGAAGUGGUCAUUUAUGACACUACGUUGAGCAAGAGCGAGGAGAACUUGAGCACCCUCGGUCGACCGAACCACAGAGACCCAUCGUGUGAGGCAGGUGAGGGUCAAGGGAUGGUGAGCCGAAUACUGCAGAAAUUUGACUCCAACUACGGGAAGCUGCAGAAAAAGUCUCACAGCACAGAGAACCUGCUAGAUCUAGAUGGAAGUGCCAGCAGAAGACAGAGAAGCCGGGCCAAGCCGCAGCUCGAUCUGAUGCCAAAGCCCAAAACAGAUUGGGUCAAAAACUUGAGCAGCAAGCAGUCGUCAUCGCCUGUCCUCCUGAGUUCUCCAAAAGCAAAACCGCAUUCUCCCGUACUUGAGACGGCCGGUCCUCAGCACAACAUUGAAUCUUCUAAACUGGCGUCCUCCUUCCGGCAGCGACUUGAAGAGAGCGGUGAUCAUCGGACAGCGGCCACACCAAGAGAUGAACCAGACGAGGUGCACAAGAUGAUUUCGGAGGUGAUUCUCAAUUCCACGGUGCCAUCAUCAAUGCAGAGUCGUCACGCUGUCUCAUCCAAGGUGUUUCACAAGUCACGUGACUUUGAAAUUUGUCCGUCCCCUAAGCCAGACCUCUCCCAAAUACCUGAUGAAGAUACUCAGGCACGGGCCCUGGCAAAUCUGCGUAUCCAGUCUAAAAACUCUUUCAUGGUGAUUCCCAAGCGACAUCUUGCAGCCACACUUGAAAGUGGCCACACGGCAUCACCUAGCCCUGCUAUAAUGUCUCCUUCUCACAGAGUGGCAGAGCAGCCUGUGUCAGGAGUGCCAUCUUCUCACAUAUCUACACCUGCAGUAAUGCUCCAAAAACUGAAGGAUGCAAAAAACGACAAGGAAGUGGCGCGGCUGUGUACGCCCCACUCACUUCCGUCUGUUGCCACAUCUUCUUCAUCGCCUACGCUCUCGCAGAAUCUGUCUCCAUCUCCUACCACACUUUCUCCACCUGCCUUGACUUCUCCUCCCUCUUCUCCAGUCGUCCCAUUAUCACCCACUUUAUCUCCACGUGCCCUUUCACGGGACCCUUCGCCUCCCCCCACAACUGUAGUCACUCCUGCAGAACAUCUGCCUGUCACAAACAUAGAUGACAUUGAUGUGGGAACCCCACUUCGUGCUCCUGCACACAGCCCCAUAGCGCAGAGGAGGAAGGGGAACACUUUUACUGUGGUGCCUAAACGCCGGGGAGAGGCUGAGGUUAAGCCCAGUUCACCUGAACCCCAAGAAGAUCCCUCAAGUGAUGCCUCACCGGGAUCUACGCCCCCUCAGGCCCCAUACACUCAACUGGGCUCUCUGCUUAAGAAACGCUACCCAGCUGUAGAUGAGAUUGAGGUCAUCGGUGGGUACCUUUCCCUCGGAAAGUCCUGUCUUUCCAAGUCGGGCACCCUUGGCAACAAGAAGCUGAAGAUAUCCUUCAAUGAGUCAAGUCUCCACAGUACGUAUGAGUACCCGUCAGAAAGCAGCACGUGGGACAGCGGCGAGGAGGCAGACGAGGACAAACGUGAAACAAAGGUCAAGGAAGAACUGCCCAGCAUGGUGGGACGCAUCCACAUCCCUCGUCCCAGUUUCACAAGCUCCCCCACACACACUAACAGCAGCAAUGACCUUGCAAACUACGUUCCCAAGCACUCGAUAGACUUCAGCACCUGGCAAGAAUACAAGCAAGAGGACAGUGUUCAUAAGGAGGAGUCCUCUUCACACCAAACACAGACAACAGAGGAGGUCAUGCUAACACCAGCAGAUAGUUCGUCCCUGUCAGACUACAGUAGCGAGCCAGCUCUCUACUUCUGAUCACUUGGUCUAAUCAGCACAAAAGUAGCACCUGGUCCACUGGACCAAUGGGACCGACACCGAACGCCAGCGAGGACUGCCAUACCGGGACCUGAACCACUCCUAACUUUGCCGGGCUUAAGCACACGUUCCCUGAGGCCUUGAGGGAACAGAAGCCACGGUACCAUCGCCGCUCGCCACAAAAUCAUCCAAGUCGGACACUCCGUCGUAUUCAAGGUUGACAAACCUAAAAAGCAGCUGGACUGUCUUUUUCCAAAAAGAUCCUGGACAGUUGAUCUGUCAAAACAUCCCGACUAAACUAAAUAGUUUAUCAGCAUCAGUCUCUUUCUUCAAUCCGUUCCAUGAUUUUCUUUUAUCCUACGAUAGUUUACACUUGCAUCUGGGCGAUACGGGCUUUAUAGUCCAAACUUCCAAUAAGAGCAAAAAGCUGCCAAUGCCCAUGUGGAAGUGACGCCACAGUGACAGUGUUACACAGCUCCGUAAAUUUAAGUUAGCGUUUUCUCGCUUGGAGUAAAACGAUGCAAAAUAAAAACCUGAAAGGUGCCACAUAAUUUUGGUUUUUGUACGUGCAUGAUUUGUUUCAGUUGAACCAACGGCUUGGGUUGUUCCGCUUACCGUAAGGCUUCCUAUUGCCCUUUUUUCUUUUUUUUUUUUGCUUUUUGUAUCUUAUGGCAAACCGUAUUGAAGCUGCUGGACGGUUGGUAGAAUAGCAGGCAAACUUUAACACAGUUCUUCAUAAUGAGGAGGCCAAGUAUGAACUACAUCAACACGUACCCUGGAGGAAGUUUUUCUUUAUUCGUAGCAACUCUCAUGUUUUGAUAAAUGCUUGAAAAAGUGCCCUUUUGCCAAAAAAUGUCUGUAUUACUGGUGUGUGAUGUAAAGUAUAUCACCCGUCCGAAUGUCUCCGCAUCCUCCUCCUGAGCUUCUUGUGUAUUUAUUGCUUCUCAAUGUUAAAGUUUGCAUGUCUUGGACCUGCUUAUGCAUCAUUUUGUAUCAUGUUUUCCGUGUAAAUGUAGAGGGCGAGUUCACUAAUCAGCCGACACCAGACAUCAUCUACUUUUACAUUCCUUUCGGGAGAAAGCUGGUCCACUAAAAAUAAACAAAGGUGAUGUUUUGGUCACAUGUGAAGUUUUAAUUAAGACAUGUUUGGGGUUUUUUACUGACAGAAAUGCACCGCGUUUCCAAUUUUUCUUUUUUUUUAAACUCAUAAUGCCAAGUGAUUAAAGUGUUGCUGUAAUUGCUUCCGUCUUUCUUUCCAUGCAACCUUGGCCAGUAUUGUUGUACAGAUUUAUUGUGACACCAGAUUAUUAUGAUUAACUUUUAUUUCCUGCUCGUCAUCACCCUAUGACCUUUUUCAAUGAUGUUGUGAGACUCUGUGGUAGUCCGAUGACUUGUAAUUGCCGAUAUGCAGUCUUGGAUGCAAGAUUUCUUUUUUGCACUGUCGUGCUUUUCGCAUUAUUUUGCACCUCAUGUGAAGGAAUAGCCAGUGACAGACUACAUGCACUUAAAAUGAGUUCUCUUUUCUCUUGUUUAUUCAACACCCAAUUGUAUUAUUAUUAUUAGCAUCAUCAUUAUUAUUAUUAUGUCCCACACAGUACCUUGACUAAACAAAAAAUACCAAAUUUCAUAGACUGGAAUGCAGAAGGUCAUGCUUUUUUACAUUCCAGUUUACACGGCUGAAUGUCAUUUUAUCUUCUAUUUUGAGUGAACGGACUUAUUCAGUCUUUCUGUUUUCCAGCGCAUUCAGCAUUGAAAGUACAGUAUAUACAUAUAAAGAAAUGUGCUAUUAGUCCAAUAAGUAAGGAAUAGUUUAAACACUCAACUUAAUGGUCAAAAUGUCUUAGCAAAUGUGGGGACACUUUGUGUUAAGACAUGAAAAAAAAAAAUUAAAAACACUACCUGUGGAGCAACCCAGUUCACCGUUGCCUUCAGAAAAAGACACAUCGAGUUCUUUGUGGGGAUAUUUCUUCUUGUCUUCGAUCUGUGACCCAAAGGACCAAAGUGGAGUUCCCAGCAGUUUGACACCAGCAAUAACUUAAAAAAUGGAAACAGAAACUACGACUUGUAAAGUAUACUGUACAGAAAACCAGCAAUGUUUUCCGGGCUUCUUUUUCACUCCCUCUUAAAAAAUAAUCCAAUUGUGGUAAAACACUCCAUUUUCUCCACUUUAAAUUUGUUUGUCUUAAAGUCUGCAUUGUCUAGGCUGUGUAAAAUUAUUGAUGAUUUGAACAAAAGUGAUGUCACACUUGUACAGAUGUACAAUAAAUAAAUACAAAAAUGGAACAAA